This is a messenger RNA of Cervus elaphus (red deer), 5456 nucleotides long. RefSeq names its product WD repeat-containing protein 87-like. Bases 1705 to 5232 code for a protein of 1175 amino acids. The record is from RefSeq and is a predicted model, not a curated record. The transcript has 4 exons. Gene Ontology annotation, molecular function: protein binding. Lineage: Eukaryota; Metazoa; Chordata; Mammalia; Artiodactyla; Cervidae.
CUCAUGUUUGCCAAUAUAUGUUCUCCAAUUAAAGACUACUGUCCCAUAUUUUAGACCAUUAUGACUUAAUUAAUUGUUUUAUUCAUUUGUUAACUUAAAGACAUUUUUAAAGUGCUACAUGAUUUAAUUCCAGGUGCUGUGAACACAUCAUUAUAGGCAAAAGUCUGUCUUUAUUGACCUUACAUUCACGUGACAAUAAAAAGAUAUAUACUUCUUGCCCACCUCUCUUUAGGUUUACCAAUGUGGAUUCAUAAAAGGAUUACGUUUUUCAUUUAUGAUAAAGUUAUUAUUAUAAAUAUGUAUGAUGCUGCUACAUGGAACACAGCAGAGUAUAUCAAAAGGCUAGGCGUGACCAUUAGGGUCAGUUUGAGGCUCUGAAAACUACCCCUCUUCAGGACCAUCACAGAAGCAGUUUGCACUUAUUGCGGUGUCGUUCUCCCUAACCCUUUCUUCAUUUCUGGCUCCUGGAAUUGAGCUACUUGUUAUUCUACCCAGAAUGUCUAAGGAGUUUGUAGUGGGGGACUUUCAGCUUGUUUUACUCUGGCACCUUGUUCAGUGUCUGCCUUCUGUGUUAGACGGUAAACUCCGUGCAGGCAGGUAAACAUUCUCGUUCGCUGCUUUGUCUCUAGCUCUCAGCACGGAGCCUAGCACAUAACGAACACUCAGUGUAUCUACGCUGAACGGAUGAGUGCCUUUCACAUACAUGAAGCCUUCAGUUGUGAUGAGGUUAGACACAGUUGUGUCUACAGAAUUAUGUCUUGAGAAAUGAGCAUGCCAAUGAAGAGAGUUACAGGAGGGCUGGAAAGCUGGGCUCCUCUGUUGUUUUACCUAUGCUACAACUGACUCACCUAAGCUCACCUAACAGCUUGCUUGUGCUACGUUUUUUCCUAAUUGUAGAUGUCAUAAAAACCCCUACUUCAUUCCUAUCUCUUUUUAGAAAUCAUAUUGAGGUAUAAUUUGCAUGCACUAAAGUAUACCCAUUGAAGUGUAUGUUUUGGUGAGUUUUGACAAAAUUAUAUACCCCUGUGACAACUACCAAAGUCAUGAUAUAGAACAUUUCCAUCACUGCAAGAUGUUCCCUUUUACGCCUGCCUAGGAAAGCCCCCAAAUUCUUAGCCCCAAGUAGCCACUCACCUGCUCUCUGUCCCUAUAGGUUCAAUGAUUCCUUUCUAGAAUUUCAUAUAAUAGAUGGAAUCAAAUAGUAUAUGUUCUAUAAUGUUUUGGGGAUUCAUCCAUGUUGCAAGUAUCAGUAGUUCACUCUGACCCUUAUUUUAUUUUAUUUUAUUUUGCUUCACUGGGUCUUCGCUGCUGCACUCAGGCUUUCUCUAGUUGAAGCAAGCAGGGGCUAUUCUUCCUUGCUGUGUGCGGGCUUUUCAUUGCAGCAGCUUCUCAUUGCGGAGUGUGGGCUCAAUAGUUACGGCGCAUGGGCUUGUUGCUCCUUGGCAUGUGAAAUCUUCUUGGAGUAUGGAUGGAAUCCAUGUCCCGUGCAUUGGCAGGCAGAUUCUUAUCCACUGUACCACCAGGGAAGUCCUGGCCUCUAUCUUUCGAAAUAAGAGCUUCUCCUGUUUCUAAAGGACUAAUUUUGCUUCUCCUCUUCUCUAAGUUUCCCUGUUGCUCUUCCCUCUCUCAGUUUCCGUAUUUUCCAGUCUCACAUCAGACGUUGUAAUUCAGUCACUUUUGCUUCCGCAGAUUCAAUAAUCCAAGAUGUCUUUUAAGUGCUGGGAUAUCACGAGAACGUCAACAUCACCCAGACUUAUUCCUAAGUGGAAGGACUUGAAACCCCUCUUAAAGGAUAUCCUGAAGGAUAAACAGGUUGAUGAAAAGACAGCGGGUCAUGUGAACAUGCUGAGUGACUGGGCUGAGAUUCUAUGCCAAGAGUCUCACCAUCCUGAGAGCAAACCUUUCAUCUGCUUCUACUCCAUUGAUGACAACUAUUUUGUCUCCUUAAACCGGGCAAAACUGUAUUCAAAACAAAUGCAGGCAGUACUCUGGAUUCAGAAGAAAGCUGCAGAAAAGGAAGGAGUGAUAAAAAAGAUAAAGUUCCAUGUGAUGGCUCAAGUGCCACCCAUCCAAGCAAUGGUCCACACAGGUCCCUAUCACAUGUUAAUUGCUUACUGUGAUGACAUGCGCCUGUGGCUCUUUGGGGAUCACCAUCAAGGGUUCAUAUCUCUGGGUAUGGUCCCCUGUCGUUUCUCCAUCAGCUGCCUCAGCUAUGACUCAGAAACUGAGAUGCUUCUCUCUGGUACCCUGGGGGCUGUGGUCACCUGGUUUAUCUUGCCGAACGGCAGGGGCCUGCAAAUGGCCCAAACUGUGCCUAUGCCUGGUGGUGAGCUUGUUCAAGGCUUUUCCCUGAAUGCCCCCCCGGGCUCCCUGCUGGCUCAUUGUGAAAAUAAGGUGAGAGUCUUCACCCACCAAGGUCAGGGCCAACUGGAAGAGGUGAAGAAGUUCACUCCCAUCAACAGUGGCUCCACCAUCACCUGCUCCUUCACUUGUUUAUCUCAGGGCUACUUCUAUGUUGGAAACAAGGAUGGAGAAAUCCAUGCUUGGGGUCUAGACCGAGGUAACUUCCUCCACAGCUUCCAGGCUCAUUCCUCAUCAGUGAUGUGUAUCCAAAGCCGGUCAGAGACCUAUACCUUACUAACAGCGGGCGGUGAAGGUGUAGUGAAGGAAUGGAACCUUGCCUUUGGGAACUUGCUGCGGCAGCUGGAUAUUGAUAAGAACAUGCAGAGACUGCAGUUCAUUGAUAAUAGCACCUUUUUCUGCCAGACUAACCACACUGUCUCAUUGUAUCACCUGCCCUACUUUUAUAGCCUCUUCAAUAUCUGUGGUUCUGCUCCCCAGGAGGUGCGGCGGGUCUGCUGUGGCCAUAACUGGACUCGGAUCUUAUGUGCCACUAAGGAUGGUCUGUUGCGCUUCUUGUCUCCAGUAACGGGAGAUCUCCUGGUUAUCACCUGGCCUCUACUUAUCAUGGAUCAGGCUGUGGCUUGGGCCUAUGACUCACACAGAGAGGAGCUCUUUGUGGCAACAGAUAGUUCAGAGGUGCUGGUGUUUGAUGCAACACGCUCUCCUUGCACAGCCAAGUAUCUUUUGUGUCCUUCAGGAAGCCUUGGGGAUAGAGUCAAAUGCCUGGCCUAUGGGCAAUACCACUUGGGUAAGGGCCUUGUAGGACUGAUGUUCAGUGGGCAUGACAGCGGCACUGUGAGAAUCCUCUCCCACUACAGCUGUGCCCGAGCAGCAAAGAUUCUUCACUCUGGGGCAGUCCUGGCAUUGUCUACCCUGGAGGGUCCCCAGGAGUACUCCUUGCUCUGUUCCUAUGGCAUGGAUAAUACUGUAUAUCUGACAGAAGCUGUUCUGCAGGGGGACAGGGUAGUCCUGCAGCCUGUCAGCAAAAUUCUCUGUGUUUGCCCCCUAAAACACGUGAUACUCUUGCCAGGUUCUGUGGGUGCCAUCACUGAGAACCACCACUGGCAUCUCUGGAGUUAUCAGGACUUUCUGACAUCUCCAGGCUCAAAGCAGAGAUCUGAGUUUAAAGAGACAAAAUGCCUGCACCAGUGUGCCAUCACUUCAUUUGAUGUUUGCCUUUCCCUGAAACUUUUUGUCACAGGAGACACUAACGGCUCAGUCCGGAUCUGGGACUUCCAUGGGAAACUCAUAACCGAGUUGGACUCUGCGCUACAUUUUGGCCCACUGUGCUUUGCCAAUAACCGGGGUGACCUGCUUUUGACUUUUAACCAGAGUCUUUACCUGGUAUCCUGCUUAAAACUGCUCCCUCCAGCCCAGCUGAUUCACCUAACUCUCCUGAACAAUGCAGAUGACAUACAAGAAGCCCCUAAACCCUUCCUGCCUAGCUUCUUCUUUUCAUUCGAAAAAGUAUUUGUACCCAAAUUUGUCUACUUUGGUCAAGGGUCGCAGGAAUUACAGGGGCUAGAGGCCCUUGUUAACAAACGGAUGAUUGCCUUUGACCAUACUGUGCCCCAUGUUGUAGAGGAAGAGAGGCCUGAGUCCUCUGUGAUGCAGGAGGGACCCACAUUGCAUUUUUUGGAAGAUAAGUAUACUGAUUUUCCUACUCUUACUCCCAAGCGUGAUCGUCCCCCAUUCGUGGUUCCUUCUCAGUUGCGACUGGCCGGCUGGGAUGGGUUGAAACCCUACCAGAUAUUAUGUCAUUUCUUUGGUCAAGGGCGGCCUUGGCCCUUUCCUCCGGAUGGCUACAUCCCCAACUCAGUGAUCCGUGCCCGUCUUUGGCCUGAGGGUACCCCCGUCUUCUUGCACUGUGAUCUCUACCUAUCCUACCAAGAUAAGGACUGGGACAUGACUGGACUCAGCAGAAGUCAGGCACUGUCACCUGUGACUUCAAUAAAACAGAAAAUCUCAAAGAGGAAACCAGACCAAAAACCCAUGCUGGGGAAACAAACUUUCUUUGAUAUUCUUGUAAACUUGGCCAGUCAAAAUUGGAUGGGAAGAAAACUGGAUGAAGGACUUAUCAAUACUAUAAUUGAGACCGUCCUCAACCUCAGAGUUUACUGUUCUAUAGAGCAAUACAAGACAUAUAUCAGUAUCCUGGCACAGAUUUUUGCCUCCCAUCAAGUGUCUCCAAGGUGGCACUCUGAGACUGCUUGUUGCCUCAUGGAAGACACAACUCAUUCCAAUCCAGAGGUCCGGGAGACAGCCUGGGAGGGAUUGGAGAAGCUAGGCUUCAUGAGCCGUCUCUUUGCGAUUCCCCUGGCUGUGGGAUUGAUGGACAGCGAUAAAAAUGUGCGGGCUAAGGCCUUAUACCUUAUGGCAAGGGUCACGGGCAUCCAAACUAAGAGCCUGCUGAUAGCUCUGCUGAAGAGACGAGACAUUCUCAAGGAAAUGCAGCAAGACUUUAUUGGAGAAAUCUCUCUGGACCAGCUGCUGGGAAUUCAAGCUACUGGUAUCCAGUACCUGCUUACUCAGGUGGAACAGCGGUUAAAUGAGAACCUGACCCUGUCACACAGAGAGGAGAAACCUCCUUUGGUUUUAGUUAUAUCAAGGGAUCAUGAACUUGAGGCCCCUGAUGAACAAACACUCAAAAUUUGGUCAGAACCUGCAAAGAUCGCCAAACCAAAGCAAAGAAUGACACAUGUUGUUACAGCAAAGAGCAAAAAUCUCAGUAUGUAUGGGGUGACAUAUAGGGUAUAUUUGGGGCCCACUUUAGGGCACCAAAAGGCAGGGUCAAUAAGCCCAAGUUAUAUAAAAAGAUACCAGUGGUGACAGACUUAAGUAAGGACUCUUUCACAGAAAGUAACCUUUCUGGGAAAGAUCUACCCCAUAACAAAUGUGUUUUUAUUGUUUAGUCACUAAGUUGUGUGUGACUCUUUUGUGACCCCAUGGACUGUAGCCUGCCGGGCUCUUCUGUCCGUGGGAUUUCCCAGGCAAGAAUACUGGAGUGGGUUGCCAUUUCCUUCUCCAGGAGAUCUUCCCACAACAAACAUCAA